Messenger RNA from Helianthus annuus (common sunflower), 3461 nucleotides. Its product is annotated as kinesin-like protein KIN-5C. The transcript has 22 exons. Gene Ontology annotation, biological process: microtubule-based movement. The coding region runs from base 212 to 3235 and encodes 1007 amino acids. Gene Ontology annotation, molecular function: microtubule binding; plus-end-directed microtubule motor activity; ATP binding. NCBI's taxonomy places the organism in Eukaryota, Viridiplantae, Streptophyta, Magnoliopsida, Asterales, Asteraceae. The record is from RefSeq and is a predicted model, not a curated record.
UUCAAAAUUUCAAAAAUUCAUCCUUCAUCAUCCCGCUCCUUUCACUCCCAUCUUCAUAGAUCAAACUAUCACACACUUCUGAACAACCAGCGAAACAUUAUUCUAGAGAGAGAAACAGAUCCAAUAUAUAUAUAUUCUAGAGAGAGAAACCAGCGAAACCGGCAUCCGAUCGAACCAACAAAGCUGCAAAAACACAUUUCAUAACCUAAACAUGUCCGGUCGCCAUGAUAAAGGCGUCAAUGUGCAAGUGCUUCUACGUUGCAGACCGUUUAGUAACGACGAGUUGAAGAACAACGCACCUCAGGUGGUGACAUGUGAUGAGUAUCAGAGAGAAGUUGCCGUUUCUCAGAACAUUGCUGGAAAGCAAAUUGAUAGGGUUUUCACUUUUGACAAGGUUUUCGGUCCUACAGCUCAACAAAAAGAUCUAUAUGAACAAGCUGUUAUUCCCAUUGUUAACGAAGUUUUAGAAGGAUUCAACUGCACCAUAUUUGCUUAUGGACAGACAGGCACCGGAAAAACAUUCACUAUGGAAGGAGAAUGCAAGAGGUCCAAGAGUGGGCCAAAAGGAGAGUUGCCAUCAGGUGCAGGCGUAAUACCAAGAUCUGUGAAACAGAUAUUUGACACGUUGGAGGGUCAGAACGCUGAGUACAGUGUUAAAGUAACAUUUUUAGAGCUUUAUAACGAGGAAAUCACCGAUUUGCUUGCUCCUGAAGAAAUAUCGAAAUUUGGUAUGGAAGAUAAACAGAAAAAACUCUUGCCUUUAAUGGAAGAUGGUAAAGGUGGAGUUCUUGUGAGAGGUUUAGAAGAAGAGAUCGUAACAAGUGCCAGUGAAAUAUUUACCUUACUUGAGAGGGGGUCUGCUAAACGUCGAACUGCAGAGACUUUAUUAAAUAAACAAUCAAGUCGGUCACACUCACUUUUUUCAAUCACAAUACACAUUAAAGAGUCAACCCCAGAAGGUGAGGAGCUUAUCAAAUGCGGUAAGCUAAAUCUGGUUGAUUUAGCUGGUUCGGAAAACAUUUCUCGUUCAGGUGCAAGGGAGGGUCGUGCAAGAGAAGCUGGAGAAAUCAAUAAAAGCUUACUUACGCUGGGCCGAGUAAUAAAUGCUCUAGUGGAACAUCUAGGACACAUACCUUAUAGGGAUAGUAAACUGACUCGUCUACUUCGCGACUCAUUGGGUGGAAGGACCAAAACAUGUAUCAUUGCCACUGUAUCCCCUGCAGUUCAUUGUCUUGAAGAGACUUUAAGCACGUUAGAUUAUGCCCACAGGGCAAAGAACAUAAAGAACAAGCCAGAGGUAAAUCAGAAGAUGAUGAAAACAACUUUAAUCAAGGAUCUUUAUGGUGAAAUUGAAAGACUCAAAGCUGAGGUUUAUGCUUCACGUGAAAAAAACGGCGUUUAUUUACCAAAAGAGCGAUAUGACCAAGAGGAAAUGGAACGAAAGUCAAUGGCAGAUCAAAUUGAGAAAAUGGGAAUCAAGAUAGAAAACCAACAAAAGCAAUUUGAGGAAUUGCAAACUCAAUUUAACGCCAAAGUAGAAGAGUGCUCUGAUUUGAGCUGCAAACUUGAAUUUACACAGACCACAUUGAACCAAACCAAUAAGGUGUUGGCUAAUACCGAGGAAACGCUGAAGAAGUGUGAGUAUGCUCUCAAGGAGCGAGAUUUCAUCAUACAAGAACAGAAAAAAGCAGAAAAUGCAUUGGCUCAUCAAGCAUGUGUUCUUCGGGCUGACUUAGAAAAAUCUCUUCAGGACAAUGCAUCAUUGUUUUCGAAAAUUGCAAGGGAGGAUACUCUGAAUGCUUGUAAUAGAUCAGUCGUAAAUAAGUUUGAAGCUGAGCUGGCACAAGAUGUCGGCUCUCUUUGCAACAUGGUGGCUGCAUCUGUUACCCAGCAAAACGAUCAACUUCAAUGCGUCGAGAAGUUUUGUGACACUCUUAUCAACAUUAACGAUAAGGCCAUCUCUGACUUAAAGAAAAAAGUAACUGCUUCAAGGAAUUUGUAUAUUUCUCAUGUUGAAGACAUGGAAAAUGUUGUACGUUUGCACAAAGCGAGUGCUAAUGGAAGUUUGGAAGAUAUUUCAACCAAGGCCUCUUAUAAUGCUCGUUGUGUUGAAGAACUAUUGACUGAAGAAGCUGCAAAAGGACAAUCUAUAUUCGAUGAGCUACAAGGCGUUAUAUCAACUCAACAAGGAGAGAUUGUGUCUUUUGCCAGAGAGCUUAGAAAGAGAUUUGACGAUAGCAUCCAUCAUACAACAAAUAUAUCCGAGUUCAUUAACGGUAUAUUUGAUAAGCUAACGGAAGAAUCAAAAGAGCUAGGAAAUCACGCUAAUCACGUUGACGAGAUACAGACAAAGAAUAUCGAUGACUUUCAGAAGGCGUACGAGGAGCAAACAAGAUCUGACGCACAGAAGCUUAUCGCUGAUGUCACAAAUUUAGUCUCGAGUCAUAUGUGUAGGCAAAUAGAGAUGGUGGAUGCACGUUUAGCCGGUAUAAGAGAAACUGCUGCUGGUAACAAGACCGUUUUAGAUGGGCAUGUUUCUUCAAUCGAGGGAAUUACAAUGGAUGCUAAACGAAAAUGGCAAGAAUUUUCUUUACAAGCGGAAAAUGAUGCAAAAGACAGUGCUGACUUUUCGGCUGCUAAACAUUGCCGAUUUGAGUUAUUGUUACAAAAAUGCGUUGAAACUACCGAUAUGGCGAUGAAUCAUUGCAAAAAGACACAUGAAUCGGUGACUAACGUGGGUAAAGAACAUGUCUUAGCAAUUGACGAACUUGUCAGAAUUGCUUCGGAGAACAAUGAGCUUCAUGAUGCCGAGGUCGGUUCUGCACGGAGAACCGCGGAAGAGGAUGCUUUAAAGAACAGCGAGGACAUCAUCAAAUACAUGGAGGGUAUAUCACAAAAGGAGCAAGAGGCUGUUCACGGAAUUUUGGAAACCACAAAAGCACAAACCGUGUUUCUUGAAUUUUUACAAAACGACCACUCUACACAGUCUGAUGAGAUACAACAGAAGGCACAUGAUACUUUCCAGCAGAAGUAUAUGGAUUAUGAACCAUCUGGUAAUACUCCCGUAAGAUGUGACACUGCUGUUCCAAGUAAGGUUACCAUAGAGUCGCUUCGGGCAAUGCCGAUGGAAACCCUAUUGGAGGAAUUCAGGGAAAACCAUUCAUUCGAGUUAUUUGAAGUUAAGGACGGCAAGAUUACUCCUGCUUCUCGAUCACCUCUCGCAGAAAUAAACUAAACAGCAUAGUGUUAUGAAUUGUUUUGGUGUCUUUGUACUUGUUACUAUGUAUAUUGUGAAAAUUGAAGAGAUAGUAUGAUAGAUGGAUCAUAUCAGAUAAUCCCUGCUUGGGAUUUACUGUUCUGUUUUCACCAAUGUAGUAGAGGGGUUUUAUUUUUGAAUUACGUUUCAUUGUAUGAUUUUUCUUCACUUGAAGAGAAGAUUUCUAUCAUUUGGAUAUUGACUU